Solea senegalensis (Senegalese sole) is the source of this 3628-nucleotide messenger RNA. It is a transcript of the gene baiap3, whose product is annotated as BAI1 associated protein 3. The transcript is spliced from 33 exons. The record is from RefSeq and is a predicted model, not a curated record. Lineage: Eukaryota; Metazoa; Chordata; Actinopteri; Pleuronectiformes; Soleidae. Bases 7 to 3534 code for a protein of 1175 amino acids.
AACACCAUGACGACGCUUCUGGACCUCAAGAGCAGUGUGCUGCGGCAGGUGCAGCGGAGCCAGUCGCUGAGGAGCCGACGGGAGACUCCGCCCUCGGCCGGCAGCCCCCUCACACCAUAUCCCGAGCCCUUACCUCGCAGGAUUUCCGAGGAGAGCGCGGAGUUCUUUGAGCGCAUGAACGCUGUCCUCCAGAAGCAGGAGAACAUGCUGCGGGCCGCGGACGCCGAGUGUCAAAGAGGAGCCUGCACUGUGCCGCCGCCCCAGGAACACGUGGACCAGGCCUUCAUCCCCGACAGAAUCAGCAGGACGGAGCUGGACCUGCUUUAUGAGGAAGCUGUGUACACGGUGGUCAACAGGGUCGGCGUGCCUUCAGCGGAGCACGUGAAAAGUGACGAAGAGCUGUUCACAUACUUGCCCAAGGUGUUUGAUAUGGGCGAGGAGGAACAUGACAUCAUUCUCCAAAAAGUCCAAGAAUCCAAGAGAGCCAGCUUUUCUUUGAGAGUCUCCGUUAUGAAGGCAAAGAAUCUGAUGGCCAAGGACGCAAACGGGUACAGUGACCCCUACUGCAUGCUGGGAAUCCUGGUGGGCCAGAGUCCCCGGGAGAUGGAGGAGAAGAAGGAGAGAAAGUUCAGCUUCAGGAAGAGGAGGGAGAAGCUGGAGAAGCGAUCCAGCACCAAGGAGGUGUUGCCCGCCAGGUGCAUCCAGGUGACCGAGGUCAAACCGGAGACUCUCAACCCAGUGUGGGACGAGCACUUCGUGUUUGAAAUAGAUGACGUCCACAAUGACCUACUACAUCUGGACAUCUGGGACCACGACGAUGACGUGUCUGUCGCUGAAGCCUGCAAAAAGCUCAAUGAAGUCAGUGGACUUCGAGGAAUGGGCAGGUAUUUCAAGCAGAUCGCAAAGUCGGUGCGUGCCAACGGCUCCGCGUCCUCUGGCUCCGAAGAGAACGCCGACGACUUCCUCGGCUGCAUCAACAUCUCUUUGAACGAGGUUCCUGUCAUCGGUUACGACACAUGGUUCAAACUGGAGCCACGGUCGAGUGCAUCCAAAGUUCAGGGAGAGUGUCACCUGAUGCUGAAGCUCUUCACCAACCAGAGAGACACAACUUUAUCCAAGAAGGAAUCAAACAUCUCCAUUCACAAGAAACUGCUGAGUCAGAUUGUGGAGUAUGAGCAUGCACAUGUUAAGAGAGAGCCGUACAACUGGAACGGACAGGUUUGUCCUCCAGCCUGGACUGUGCUGACUCACCACGCGGUGCAGACUGAUCUCUCACCUCUCCAACAGGCCAUUAUUCGCUGGCAGUGCUACAGCGGCCACCAUCGGACCCAGAGGGUGUGCUACUCCCUGCUGCUGCGCCUCCUGAGAACCAUCGAUGCAGAGUGGGACCCUCCCACUGUGAGGGGAGACCUGGAGAGGCAGCUGUCAGACAGCUUCAGGCUGUACACAGAGCACUGCCUGUGCCUGAUGAAGAACAUGCGUCAGGUUUUCCCCUGCACCAGCGCCGCUGCCAUUACGCGCUACGAGCUCAUGCUGAGGGGGAUUGGCUACAUGCAAAACAUGCGUGCGUUUAAGACUGUGUGCCCGCUACGAAAUGAGCUGCAUUUGGACAUCACCACUGCUGUCAAGAAAGGGACAGCGGAGUGGUACGAGAGCUUGAUUGCACGUUAUAAACUAGAGGUUGGGACUCUGGAGGAGCAGCUGAAGAAGCUGGUCCAUGUGGUGGACGCCGUGUGUGCCGACGUACAGAGAGCCCAGAGAAUCUACAACAAACUCUUCUACAGUGCUGUGAAAGUAGAUUUCCUCAGCAUAUCAUACAGACAGUUGGAGAAGCAGGUGGCCGACGACGUGAAUGGCGCGAUGGAGCGAGUGUGUGGGACGCUGGAGCAGGAGAGUUCCAAACUGACUCAAACCAUGGGCGAGACCAUCUACGAGCUCUUCAUGUCUUUGAAAAUCCUCAAAGGCUUCCGGGAGUUUCUUCCACUCAAGGAUGCUAAAAUGUUGGCCUUGACGGGCUUCCAUAACUGGUUCAAAUCCUCGAUUCACAAGUGGCUGCAGAUCAUUCACGACAGAUCGUGUGACAGGAUCCGUAAGGCAGUGGAGUCAGACAAGCUGGAGUCCGUGCAGCAGGCCCUUCACAGCUCCUCCGCAGUGGAGGUGACAACCUGCUUCAGCCAGGUACGGGAGAUCUGGCUCCAGAUGGCCUGGCCAGACUCUGCGGGGGCCUUCAUCUUCGUCACUCGACUGACAGACAACUUCUGCAGUGAGGCCGUUUGCUACUCAGAGAUGAUAACGCGCAAGAUUGAGAGGAACCAGCUGGGCCGAGACCACAAGAGCUUCACAGUGCAGCUCUGCGUCGCCCUGAACAACACAGAGCACGUUCGCGUUUUCCUGGCCCGCCUGCCCCAGGACUUGGACUGGCAAGGUGUGGAGCGGGCGAUGGAGGAGUCCUGCGGCGUGGACGGGAAGGAUCAGGUGUACAAGGCGCUCAAUGGGCAGCUGUUCAACGUGGACCUGGACCUGCAGAGAGAGGCCAAGCGCCUCAUCGCGCUGCUCACUGACAAGAUGAUGCCUGAGCUGCGGAGGUACAUCCAGCACAUCAGCCUUUCACCCGACUCCAUCAACAAUGACGACGCUGUGUCUCCUCUCAUGAAGUAUCUGCAGGACACGAUGCUCAUUCUCACUGAAAACCUUGUGAAGGAAAACCUGACGAGAGCUCUCCAGAGCAUGUGGGAGCUGCUCCUGCGAAUGAUCCUGGACACGGUCGUGGAAAACAGAGGCGUCCAGGUGGAGUUCUACAACCGCUUCCAGUACACGGUGGAGACGGUGUUGCAGUUUUUCCACGCUAAUGGACAGCGUCUUUCCCUGGAGGACAUGAAGAGUGGCGACUACAAGGUCCUGGACGAGGAGCUGCGGCUGAAUAAAUGCUCCUCCUUUGAGCUGAUUGAACAGUACUACCUGGAGAAGAUUUCCCACCAAAAAACACUCAAACAUACCCGUUACGGUCGGAUCAGCGUCAAGUGCUACUACGAUGCUCCAGAACAGAGACUGACGGUGGAGAUUCUUCACGCUGCCGAUAUCAUCGCACUGGACGCCAACGGUCUGAGCGACCCGUUUGUCAUCGUGGAGCUCUGUCCUCACCACCUCUUCCCCAUGGCCAAGAGUCAACGCACGCAAGUGAAGCUCAAGACGCUGCACCCGGUGUUUGACGAACUCUUUUACUUCCACGUCAGUCCUGAACAGUACAGACACAGGUUUGCCUGCUUGACCUUCACUGUGAUGGACUACGACUGGCUCUCCACCAACGACUUCGCCGGCGAAGCCCUGGCUCCCCUGAGCGACUUCUGCUGGCCGGGGAGACCGAACGCCUCGGCAGCCGGGAAGAGCGUGCAGCCGGCCAUUCUGCACCUGUCUCGCAGUAAACCCAGCGAGAAGCCAAUCAUGAGGAUGCUGGAAGCUCGCGUCGGAGACAGGGAGGCUCAGGAGUUUGUCCGCAGGCUGAAGGAGAUUGAGAAGUCGAUGGAGGAGGAGUGAAACCCAUCAGCGCUGCCCCUCGCGUCCGUGUUUUCUGACCUCGUCUUGCAACCUGUGCUUUUUGUACCGGUACGAUGUUUACAAUAUUUAUUUA